Molecule: messenger RNA, 1233 nt
Organism: Pipistrellus nathusii (Nathusius's pipistrelle)
Lineage: Eukaryota; Metazoa; Chordata; Mammalia; Chiroptera; Vespertilionidae
Source: the annotation of a GenBank genome assembly
AUGGCAAAAGAUGCCGGUCUAAUUGAAGCCAACGGGGAACUAAAGGUCUUCAUAGACCAGAACCUUAGUCCUGGAAAAGGUGUUGUGUCCUUAGUAGCUGUUCACCCCUCCACAGUAAACACGCUUGGGAAGCAGCUCUUGCCAAAAACGUUCGGACAGUCAUCCAAUGUCAACAUUACACAGCAAGUGGUAAUUGGUACGCCUCAGAGACCUGCAGCGCCAAACACUAUCGUGGUAGGAAGCCCACACACCCCUAACACUCACUUUGUCUCACAGAACCAGCCUUCAGACCCCUCACCUUGGUCUGCCGGGAAACGCAACAGGAAAGGAGAGAAGAACGGUAAGGGCCUGAGGCACUUCUCCAUGAAGGUCUGUGAGAAAGUGCAGAGGAAAGGAACCACGUCCUAUAAUGAGGUGGCCGACGAGCUGGUCGCAGAGUUCAGUGCCGCCGAUAAUCACAUCUUACCAAACGAAUCCGCUUAUGAUCAGAAGAACAUAAGACGGCGAGUCUACGAUGCCUUAAAUGUGCUGAUGGCCAUGAACAUCAUCUCCAAGGAGAAGAAGGAAAUCAAAUGGAUUGGUCUGCCCACCAACUCAGCUCAGGAAUGUCAGAAUUUAGAGGUAGAGAGACAAAGAAGACUUGAAAGAAUAAAACAGAAACAGUCUCAACUUCAAGAACUUAUUCUACAGCAAAUUGCCUUCAAGAAUCUGGUGCAGAGAAACCGCCAGGCAGAGCAGCAGGCUAACCGGCCACCUCCGCCCAACUCUGUCAUCCACUUGCCUUUCAUCAUUGUGAACACCAGCAAGAAGACCGUCAUCGACUGCAGCAUUUCUAAUGACAAAUUCGAGUAUCUAUUCAAUUUUGACAACACAUUUGAAAUUCAUGACGACAUAGAAGUGCUGAAGCGCAUGGGGAUGGCCUAUGGGCUGGAGUCCGGAAGCUGCUCUGCUGAAGACCUGAAAAUGGCAAGAAGCUUGGUGCCGAAAGCACUGGAACCCUAUGUGACAGAAAUGGCUCAGGGAUCCCUCGGCAGUGUAUUCCUCACGUCAGCAGUUUCAACCUCUAACGGCACAAGGCUUUCUGCCAGUGACCUGACCAACGGUGCGGACGGGAUGCUGGCCACGAGCUCCAGUGGGUCUCAGUACAGCGGGUCCCGGGUGGAGACUCCCGUGUCCUACGUCGGGGAGGACGAGGACGACGACGAGGAGUACGAAAACGACGAGGAAGACUGA